ACUGUAAAUUUAAAUUUAAGAUCGAGCAUGCCUUGCAUAUUUAAUCAAAUAAUUCUGAUCUGAUGUCUAAAGCACGCGACUAGCAAUGUGAACUGGUUAGUUGGCUUGAUUUGCAUGAAGUUCCCCGUGUUUUGUUUUUAACAACGUUGCUUUCAAGAUUAGUUUGCUCGAAUCUGCCAUCAGACCACAUCGUAUAAUGCCGCAAUCAAAUCUCAAACUAAGUAAACACGAUCAGCAGGUGCUGGAGUCCAUUUUCAAUCCCCUUGAGCUGAGCGGUUUUCAAGGGGCGAAUAGCUUCGUGCCAUGUGAAUCAGAUCUGAAGGAUGGAUGUGUAGAGCCUGAAACCAAUGCCGUCAAAGCUUCCAAGGACCUUGAGCACCGGGCUAUUUGCUCGUCUGAAAAAGGAGAUGUACAAGAAGCGCUGGAUCUGUUCCAAAAAGCUCUGAGUCUUUCCGAAAGGGCUUCAGUAUUGAAUAACAGAGCCCAAACUUUUCGGCUGGCGAAAAGGGAUCAGGAAGCCAUGAAUGACUUGAACCGCGCUUUAAGCCUGGCCAAGGAGGUAGAGGCUCGCACCAAGUGCCACGCCCAUUGCCAGCGAGGGAUUCUAUAUCGCAAGCUGGACAAUUUGGAUGCUGCACGGUCCGACUUUGAGGCAGCUGCUAAGUUGGGCAGCAAAUUUGCCAGAGAACAGUUGGUGGAGAUAAAUCCUUACGCUGCUCUGUGCAAUCAAAUGCUUCGUCAAGCCUUCGAUCAACUAAAGUAGUCCAGUUCGAGGACCUAUGCUCUGAUUUGGAUAAAAGCCAAAGGGCUCGUUAACAUAAAUAAAAAUUAAUUAAGUCCGAGACGCGUUGUUGUCUGCGAUAAGGCGAGUGAGGUGGAUCGUCUGCUGGUUGCGGUGGGGAGCAUCAUGUGGCAAGCUGCAAAAAGUGGCACGUGCAGCGCAAGUGGUCCCCGUUUUAACUGGGCUUUAGGCCCCAGGUCGUGAGCACUCGGGGGGGCAGUUUUACACACAAGGAGCAGAUGAGCUCCCAAUCGAUUUAUUAAACCGAAGAUGUUAAUACACAUAAUAUUGGAUAUAAAAAUAUUUCACUAAUAGAAUAAAGUAGAAUCAUAAUUUUAA
Messenger RNA from Drosophila ananassae, 1120 nucleotides. Its product is annotated as tetratricopeptide repeat protein 36 homolog. Gene Ontology annotation, biological process: cilium assembly. Gene Ontology annotation, molecular function: protein binding. The transcript has 3 exons. NCBI's taxonomy places the organism in Eukaryota, Metazoa, Arthropoda, Insecta, Diptera, Drosophilidae. The record is from RefSeq and is a predicted model, not a curated record. Bases 197 to 763 code for a protein of 188 amino acids.